GAUCUGGUUGUAGUGUUGAGUGGACUUUUGCAGAGGUUUGUAAAAUGGGUCUUCUGACCCUUCAAGAAACGAAGUAUUUCCGAAGAACUUUGAGAUUCAACGCUGCCAGACAGACGCUUAUUACCGGAUUUUGUCCUAUAUGCAGAUCCACUGUGAUGAGAGAGAAUGUAUCAGAUUUGAAUGUCCCCUGUAAAGUGUGCACAGCAGUAAAAGGAGAGCUGUUUGAAUUCUGCUGGCAGUGUUUGAGGGAGUGGAAGGGUCCACGGCCACGGAAAGACCGCUGUGAAAAUGAUGGCUGCUGUAACGAAUCACUAAAAACACUACAGACCUGCCCAGAUAUCACAUUUAAUUCAGUGGAGGAAGUCCACGGGUGUCCCUCUGUCCGUGCCUGUCCCACCUGUGGCUUCCUGGUAGAGCACAGCAAGAGGAAUUGUAAAUUUGUUGUUUGUCCUCGAUGUAAGGUGAAGUUCUGUUUUGUGUGCCUGAAGAGCAAUACUAAAUGUAUUGAAACCAGUGACUACUUUGGACCUUGCUUCAGUCGUGUAGCUCCCAGACAGACAGCUAUACCUGUAUGGCAGAAGAAAUAAUGAAAAAGACACAAAGCUCAAGUGUGUGAGAUGUGAAAGUGCCUUUUCUGUAAUAAUAUACCAUGUUGUUUUUUUUAAAUAACCUUUUUAUAAUUCUCUGUUCUCUUGGAAAAGUUGUCAAAUAUAAUCAGUGUUGGUUUUUCUUGAUGAGAAAUUUGCUACCAAAUGUGAUCUUUGCAGCUGCAUUAUGUCUGAAUCAUAACGACAAUGAACCUGAAAAAUGUUAUUCAUUCAUAGAUUUAAAGUAAAGUUAAUCAUACAUUC
Molecule: messenger RNA, 851 nt
Organism: Oreochromis niloticus (Nile tilapia)
Lineage: Eukaryota; Metazoa; Chordata; Actinopteri; Cichliformes; Cichlidae
Product: probable E3 ubiquitin-protein ligase RNF144A-A
Exons: 2
Coding region: 45-587 (180 amino acids)
Source: RefSeq, a predicted model, not a curated record